Spodoptera litura is the source of this 3618-nucleotide messenger RNA. RefSeq lists its product as uncharacterized. Lineage: Eukaryota; Metazoa; Arthropoda; Insecta; Lepidoptera; Noctuidae. The record is from RefSeq and is a predicted model, not a curated record.
ACAACAGUUUGGGGCGAGUUGUUUUAUCGAUCACUCGCCCUUCCGUGCCCCGCUCUAGCGGUGUUCUCCAACCCGCUACGAGUCUUGAUAAGGAUCUGAGAAUGUGCGACGAAAUGAUGUAUGUGUAUGUGAACGGUUUUAUUCACAAAUUGGGUCAUCGAUGAGUUUCUGUCGGCGGGCGGCGGCGAGCGCAUUCACGCGGGUUAUUCGCGCGGGACACUCGAUAAUGAUUGUUUAUUUAUUCGAGGUGUAGUUCCGUCUCCCAGGCAAUGGAAAGUGCAGUGAUUGUGUUUUGAGGGCUAACAGAAAACAGUAGUCAUGUAUGGGAUGUUGUUUGUUGGCUCACUGGCGGGUAACAAGGUGGAAUGGAUAGCGGCAGGCUGGAGGCGGCCCCUUCCGGGGCUGUACACUUGGACACAGUGAGGGCACUGCACCAGACUGUAGUCUCACUUAGAACUGCACUUGAAGUCUCCAAGAAUGAACUGAAACAGUUGAAGGAAAAGUAUGAGCAGCAUUCUCAUUGCUUAGAAUAUGCAGAUGUUAUUGAAAAAUUGACUUUGGAGAACCAUAUUUUGCGGCGGAGGAUUAUAGAAUCUGAUUAUCAAGAAAAGGACCCUGAUGCACAAAACAUAAAGUUGGAAGUUACUUACAACCCUCAUACACAUAAUAUUGAAGAGUUCACAAGUAGUGAAGUGGUGAUUGCAACUGCUACAGACCGGAACAGCACUAUAGAUGAGUUAGAGCCCAUUCCUCAGGAGUCUGAUGAGAACAGUAAUUUCUGUUCAGCCGAGAAGUUGAAUGAGAUUCCAGAGGAUGUAGAGGAAUUUUCUGAAGCCCCUGAAUCUCCUGCAUUCAACGAGUCUGCAGAGUCAAUUCCCCCUGAUGAUGCAAAUAACAAUACUGAAAUAGGAGAAAUCUCUCAGGUCUCUAGUUUACCUAAAGAAACCGAGGAGCCUGAAGAACUUCAUCAACCAAGUUUUAAGACUAAGCUUGAGCUACUAUCAAAGUUUGAUGUGCGAAUAAAAGUUCGGACAUUGAAAGAAGGUACAAUUGUUUCAAGUACGACAUCAGAGAGUGAUUCUUCUGAAGACAGAAGAGCUUUUGAGAAGGAUUCUACGGUAUUCACUGGUCAACGAUUUCAAGAAAAAGAGGGACAGGUGGAUAAUAAGUCGGUGAAUAUAAAGUCUAUUACUACGGACAACGUCAGGAUGGCUGUCCCAAAUGAAGCAGAUGUUAAAAGCAAGUCAGACAAGUUUGACGUCCAAGUGAGGAUCACCUCGGAGGAGAACCUGGUUGUGAAGGAGAAUAUUGAAAGGAGUAGAAGAAAGGACACACUCAACUUGGAUGUUGAUGAUUUGAGUCUUAGGUCGUUGUCUGAAGGUGAUAACUCGGUGUUUUCCGAAGGGGGCACGACUCCCAUAGACCCUAAUGCUGCAGCAGCUAGUGAAGAGAAACAAGAAGAUAAUGCAAGUGGUAAUGAAUCGGAAGAGGUUGACGAUAUAGAACUUAUAUUCACUACCGACGAGUCCAAGGAUAUGAGUAAUUUACAGGAGGACCUCGUCUCCAUUCGCGAGGGCGACCAAUGGGCUCCUCAAUCGGCAUCUACGGCGCAUUCCACACCGGUCCUCAUUAAAUUCCACACGUUAGACCCUGACUUCCAACCAGGACAGGAGAUUAAAACCUCUCCGACGGAGAACCAGGAGAACACUGAGAGACCGAUAGAAGUCUCCAAACAGAAGAGGGUCUCGCUCCCAAACGAUAAGGAGAUCAGACACGUCGCCUUCAAUGGGAAAGGAAACUUAGAUCUCCCCGGCCGUAGUAUCCUGAAGAGUUGUGACAACAGAUCAGAUAAUAUGCUGUACAGAAAGAGCCCUAACACGAGUUCAAGGAGGCUGGACAGUAUCGACAGCCUCACUUGCGAGUACAACAGAGGCCUAAGUUUUGAUAACACGAAGUCUUCGAGUUUCGAACUCGGUUCCAGCAUGGACAUCUUACAUAGGGAGGAGAGUGUGGACAGUUUCCACAGGAACAUUAAUCUAGGACAUCGGUAUUCCGUGUUCGCGGAGACGGAUAUCUCCAAAUGUGGUACGUCAGAAGAUGACCUGGCCGCUAACUUGAAUGUUAGAAGGAAUACUUGCCCUAAUCCAUUUCAGUAUAGACCAUCGAACUUCCGAGGCGUGUCACGGCCUCCAGGUCCGUUCAAGGCAGGCACGGCUCGCCUCCGACCAGUAUUACGCGACGGUGCACAUCCUCGCCGGGAGAGCGGCGCACAAACUGACGUGUGUGCGUUACCACCGCGGUGGAGCUCCGAUGGAUAUCUUGCGCAUAAGUUGCCAGUCCCACCAACGAGCGUGCCAACAGUACCAUCUCGCGCAGUGACCACGACGCGUCGUCUGACCGUGCCGGACGCGCGCCCCCCGCCACCUGUACGACGCACCGACGAGACGCGACGAGUGCUACUCAGUGAUAUUGGGUUCACCUCGAUGGUGCCGGAGUUGUCUCGGUCGGCGGACCCCGUGUGGGCGCUGGGCAAGCGACAGUCACAUCCUGACGACUCUACCACGACCUCUACUUCCAAAUUCUUGUCUCGCGGCUCGUCCUACCGUUCGCCGUGCCUCAGUAUAGACAGGAGCAACGACUGGACGCCGCAGAAUAUGUACUUACCGUCAUCCAGAGAUUCUAGCCGUCCCUGGCGUAGCUCUCUACCAGAUGUCCGUCGUGACGAUACUGAUGAACUGCUAGAAGAAGCCGAAAUGUUUGUGAGGCGAUCUAUUGACAAUUUGCAGGCGCCAUCUAUUGACUUGGAAAAAUCAAUCGGUGUGACUGGUCAGCCGUACAUCCCUUCGGAACCUCGUCAGUUGAGACUCGGACACACUGUGAAGGUGAUCACACCGCACGGACGCAUCGCCGUAGGACGUGUCAGAUACGUAGGCCUAGCGGGCGCCAGUACAGCGACGAGUUCCGUGGUGGUGGGCGCCGAGCUGGUCCACAGCGCGGCGCCGGGCCUGCCGCGCAAUGACGGGCUGUACCGCGGCCGCCGGUACUUCCUCGCGCACCCCCUGCACACCGCGCUCUUCGUGCCCUUCUCCAAGGUCGUCAUGGCCUGGGCUAAUUAACGGUAAUCACCCCAUUAUACACGUUAUCACAUUUUCAAUAAGGCUUAUAAUCGUGUGCAGUGGUUUUUGAGCUGUUUUUGGUGACUACUGCAUAUAGUUGUAAGUGUCUUUUGUCCUUAUAUCGUAAAAAUAUUGGAUCUUGCAAGAUUUUUUCGUAUGCGAUUGGACUAUUAAGUCAAUUUGUAAUGACGUUUGUCAAAAUAUUUUUCGAUAUACGGACCAAAAGGUCGUAAAAGUGAUAAAAUCUUAAUCCAGAUUUUGACAAAAUUGUAAUAAAAAUGAAUAUUAAAAUAUGGCGUUUAAAAGUGAAUGGAUAGUUAGAAAAAGAAAGGACUGGUUUGGACAUAUUGAUUUUGGUAAGGGUGGUAAUGGUAUAAGUAGUUUGUGGAUUGAUAGUUAAUGCUUAGCUUUGAUGGUGGAAUAUAGAAAAAGCUAAAACACGGUAUGGUUUAUGGUACGAUUGCGUGAAUAAUUAAAGUAUUGAAAUUACUAAAGAAAACCC